Messenger RNA from Mucor velutinosus, 720 nucleotides. RefSeq lists its product as uncharacterized. Gene Ontology annotation, molecular function: N-acetyltransferase activity. Bases 1 to 720 code for a protein of 239 amino acids. The transcript has 5 exons. Lineage: Eukaryota; Fungi; Mucoromycota; Mucoromycetes; Mucorales; Mucoraceae. The record is from RefSeq and is a predicted model, not a curated record.
AUGAAAUUGAACGAAGAUACAGUGCUUAGUGGCGAGAAGGUGGCUCUUGUGCCUUACAGACCAGAACAUGUACCCAAGUAUCACGAAUGGAUGAAGUCACCUUUCCUUCAAGAAAUGACCGCGUCUGAACCAUUAACAUUGGAGGAAGAAUACGAGAUGCAGGAAUCAUGGCAUCAAGACGAAGAGAAGCUGACAUUCAUCAUCACUAGCCUACCGAAUGAUGACAGCAGGUCAUUAAAAGAUAUACCAGAAACAGAAAUCAAAGAUAACACAGUCAUGAUUGGAGAUGUAAAUAUCUUUUUCAAUGACCAAGACCAGGAUCCAACAUUUGGCGAGAUUGAGGUCAUGAUUGCUGAGCCAGACUACAGAAGAACCGGUCGAGGAAGAGAAGCAUUAAAGAUCAUUAUGGGCUAUGCAUUGCAAGUGAUAGGACUCAAGACAUUCCAUGCCAAGAUCUCUUUAAAGAACGAUCCCAGCAUUAAUUUAUUCAAAUCAAAGUUUGGUUACUAUGAGAUUGCAGUGUCCACCGUUUUUCAAGAAAUUACAUUAGAAUGGACACUUUUGGGUUCUUCAUCCACAGUCAAAGUAGACGAGUAUGGCAACGAGAUAGAGGCUUAUGGAUCAAAAGCAACGCCAGAACAACACAGCACGGUGUUGUCUGUGCACAAGGACUUGAUAGAUUACUGGAACAACAAUGUCAAGACGGGCCAUUAUGCUUAA